Molecule: messenger RNA, 1008 nt
Organism: Papilio polytes (common Mormon)
Lineage: Eukaryota; Metazoa; Arthropoda; Insecta; Lepidoptera; Papilionidae
Exons: 6
Coding region: 225-911 (228 amino acids)
Source: RefSeq, a predicted model, not a curated record
CUAACCUAGCAUUCGUACUCGAAUCGCGCUUCUCGACGCUCUUGCGGCUGCGUUCAAAUUAAAAAAACGCGUUUAUUUUGAGUGUUAAGUGCAUUUUGUAUUUCAAUUAAAUAAAAUGACUAUUUACAGCAAAAUCGUUCAAAUUAUUUUAAUAAGUGUCUAAAAUAUUUGGGAACAAUCAAUUUAAUAAAACUUGGAUUUUUUAGAACACAAGCGUUUUUCAGAUGACGGAGGUGGUAGAGGGCGGUGCGGAGCUGGCGUGGCGGCUGCUGGCAACCCUCGAGGGAGGUUCGCUGCUACUGGUCACCUCCGCAAUGCUGGCAUACACGGCUCUCACAAAAGUAGCUGCCCGUAGGCGGAUACCGAUUAAAAAUGUUCUAAUAACAAAUAACACGAACACAUUAGGACAAGAAGUAACAAAGCGGCUGACUGCGCGCGGCUGUGCCGUGACCACAGUGAUGAGCGCAGCGACAAGCGAAGCAAUGUCUGGCAAAGCGGACGCGUUAGUCGUGAUAGGAGCGGAAAUGAAACAAACUGGCUUGGAUGGUCUUACACAAACAGUUACAGAGGAUGUAUACUAUAAUGUAAAGUUAUUAGAGAGCCUGUCACCGCUCGUCCGCACGGGCGGCUACGUGGUAUGGGCUUGCGCGGGUGCAGCGAGCGGGGCCUUUUGCGACGCGACGAGCGCCUACGACGCAGUACUCAAGGCCAGCUUGCAAUAUGUUGCAAGAAGUCGACACUGUGAGCCAAUCUGGACGGAGCGAUGUGAGGACUUUGAAGUGACCGCGGAGCGGAUUGUCGCCUCGCUCUUACCUUGCGCCAGCACACAAUCAAUAACAACAUUCUCUAUCAGAAAUGCGGUUCAGAAACUCAGUGAAUAUGCAGGAAGGUGGCUCAAAAUUAUAUCAUGAGACUGCUCAAUCACAUGUGAUAAUUUACCCGUUUUAAGAUGCUUUUAAAAGUAAUAAAAUAGAUUAAGAUAAUGUGUAAGUUUUAUAUUAUAGUAUU